Rattus norvegicus (Norway rat) is the source of this 2434-nucleotide messenger RNA. NCBI's taxonomy places the organism in Eukaryota, Metazoa, Chordata, Mammalia, Rodentia, Muridae. The record is from RefSeq and is a predicted model, not a curated record.
GAAACAGUUCUGUUUGGAAGGACCUCUGUGUAAGCAUCCUGGUGUACGGAUGUCUGUGUGGUCUAGUUGUCUCAGGGCAAGCACCCUGUAUCUUAGGGGUGAUCAUGCUUUGUAUUUUUCCUUCUUUGUUCCCUACAAUUUGUCCCUCUAGGACAUUCUUUAAAAAUGCUGAGAAACAUGGGCGAUAGAGCCUGGUAAGCUGUCUUAGGACAUCGUGGACAAGAGCCUUCUGAUUGGUUGUAGGCAGACAAGGGGCAGAGGUGGUGGGAUGCAGCUCUUGGGCAUACUCCAGUUCUGUCUGCUCUAGGGAACUGGAAUUCAGAACUCUGGCUCUGGAACAUCUGCUCAACUCAUAAAGCAUCCUUGGCAACCACCCAGCCAAGUUCACAGACAGGGAGAGCAGAGACACGGUCCUUGCCACUUACUGGUGCACUCACUGUUCUGAGGACAUUCAGGCAGUAAUUGCAGCAAAGAAGUUGAAACUUCGGCCAUGGCUUUGUCACACCGGGAGCCACUCUCUGAGACGGUGGGAAAGCGCAUGGUCAUCACAGAAAACAGAAAAUAAAACAAACAAAAACAGCAACAACAAAAAACCAACGUUCCUUCUGGGUACUGGAGAAAUGGAACAGCAGCUAAGAGCACUUAUUGCCCUUACAGAAGACCUGGGUUCAGUUCCAGGAACCCAUGUGAUGGUUCAUAACCACCUCUGUCACUCCAGCUCCAGGGCAUCCUUCUUCUGGCCUCCCAGAGCACCAGACAUGCACAUGAUGUGCACACAUACAUGCAGGUCCAGACUACAUAAAAGACCACUUGCCUAAAGUUCACCAGCAUAUCGCCUAUAUAGGAGAAAAGCGUCCAGCAUUAGAGAAAACUGGAGAUCUCAGAUAUUUAUGGAGGUCUGCUUCCAACAGAAGCCUGCCGGCAAAGUAUAAACACGAGUACACUGGUGGAAUUGGUUGGGGGAUACCACAGUACAGUUUCUUCAACAGAUCAAGAGUGGAAAGUGGCUUUCAUAUCCAGCACGGCGAACUAAGUCUUCGAGCGAUGGACAGAUUAACCCACCGCUAUCAAAACCCUUGUGAGAUGGAGCAUGGACCAUGGGGUUCCUCAUGGUUUCUGGUGACGAACGCAACCCCCAGCGGCAGGAAGAUCGACUCAGACAAGGACCUCGGACUUCAACCAGGCCUCAGGGUGCAGAACAGGCCACUCAUAUCAUUAUUACCCCCAGCUGCAGCACAACCCGAGGAUGUCAACAUAUCUUCAGGUGGCAGCGCAGAUCAUGGACAAGGCCUGCAGUUGUUAACAUGCCCCCCAGACAUCAACACAGACUCUGGGGGUAGUAGAACCACAGACCCAGACAUAGUCCACAGUAGCAGCACAGGCCAUGAUUAUGUGUCUUCAGGGGACAGCACAGACUACUCAGAUUGGUACAACCCCCAGAGGCAGUCUAGGCCAUUCUCAUCAGUAUGGCUCCCAACUGCAGCACGACCCAGGGACAUCGGCAUGAUUUCAGGACACCCACGUGGCCUUCAGUUGUUAACAUGCGCAGACAUCAACACAGACUCUGACUAUGGUAGGAACACAGACCCAGACGUGGCCCUUAGUAGCAGCCUAAUCCCAGAUAUAAACAUGGCAUCACGUGGCUACAGAGGCUACUCAGAUUGGUACGGUCCCCAGAGGCAGCACAGGACAUUCACAUCAAUAUGGCCCCCAGCUGCACGACCCAAAGACAUCAACAUGGCUCCAGGUUACAACAUAGAUCAUGGACAUGUGCAUGGCCUGCAGUUGUUAACAGGCUCCACAGACAUCAACACAGACUCUGGGGGUAGUAGGACCACAGACCUAGAUGUGGCCCCCAGUAGCAGCAUGGUCCCAGAAAUCAACAUGGUUUCAGGUGGCAGAGGCUACUCAGAUUGGUAUGGCCCCCAGAAGCAGCGCAGCCCACAGACAUGGCUUCAGGUGGCACCACAGGCAGCAGACAUCUGCAUGACACCAGGUAGUAACACAUACCUAACCACAGACAUCAACAAAGACCCCAGAUGCAGUACUAUGCAGUACCAUGCAGAUGGGACCAUGAAUAGCUCCAUGGCUUCAGAUGGCAGCCCAAACCACUCACAUACAGCCCAGGGAUAUCAACCCGGCUUCAGGCUGAAGCAUAGAUUGAGGAGAUCUGCAUGGAGUUAGGUAGUACAAAGGCCACAGACAUCAGCCCAGUCCCUGGCUGCAUCAGGACCACUGACGCACACAUGGCCCUCGGUGACAUCAAGGACCAGUUCUGCCUCUUCCCACAGUGCAUGCUCUGCUCCACUCUUCCGCCCUUCCCCCAUCCGCACUGCUCGCUUAUCUGUUCAUCAUCGUGGCACCCGCUAGCCCAGUCCAGUUUCCACGAGCUUAGGCCCCGUUCUUUUCUAAUACAAAGAUUAUUACUUUUUAA